Molecule: messenger RNA, 4798 nt
Organism: Pangasianodon hypophthalmus (striped catfish)
Lineage: Eukaryota; Metazoa; Chordata; Actinopteri; Siluriformes; Pangasiidae
Gene: gng12b
Product: guanine nucleotide binding protein (G protein), gamma 12b
Exons: 5
Coding region: 628-846 (72 amino acids)
Biological process (GO): G protein-coupled receptor signaling pathway
Cellular component (GO): heterotrimeric G-protein complex
Molecular function (GO): G-protein beta-subunit binding
Source: RefSeq, a predicted model, not a curated record
GCGCUAUCAACAGGCCCAGCGAGAAAACACCGUGGGGCCGUAUCCCAUAUAGCCCCUGACUUUCUACAGAAGCACACUACAUUUACUGUCACAUAAUGGCGUUCCAGGCUCUACGUAGUACACUACAUGUCCCAUAGCGAGGCGUUUGUUAUGCAGCCGGUGAGAUUUUUGGAUUCCAGUCGUCCAGCACUGUUCCCACCAUUCCGCGUAGAUUUUCUCUGAGAGAAGUGAAAGGUCGCCUGUCUUUCUCCAGUUUUUUUUGUUUUGCUUAUCCAUUUAAAGCCUAUUAAUAGUUAUUGGGAUUUUCUGUAUUCGUAUUGGAGUCAUUUUGGUUGUGUAUAAUAGAGACAGUCGUACUUUACGAGUGAAGUAGCGUUACCUUACGCGCCGCUGUUGUCGGUUGGUCAAGAGUGCUUUUUAAACAGCUCUCGCGACGCGACGGUUAGUAACGCUGAGCUCAGGUCAGAGUUCAGUGUGUCUGAAUCACAGGAGAGUCACACAGGAGUUCUCCAGCUCAACAUAAGCCCAUAUCACAUCACUCAGGUUAUCCAGGGUUAUUUUCAUUUGGACCGUGAUACUCUGGCUUUUGGCGCAACUCCAAGUCUGUGAAGAUCGCCAACAAGAAAAAUGUCCUCAAAGAUGCAGAGCUCAAAUAACAUAGCGCAGGCAAGAAGAAUCGUACAGCAGCUACGGAUAGAGGCAAACAUUGAGAGGAUAAAGGUUUCUAAAGCCUCUGCAGACCUUAUGCAUUACUGCAGUGAGCACGCCAAGUACGACCCUCUACUCAUGGGCAUCCCGGCCUCAGAAAACCCUUUUAAGGAUAAGAAGCCCUGCACUAUAUUGUAGUGGGAAGCACUAAUCAUGUGCUCUUUGAUGCCUCCUUUUUUAUAGAGAGAAUAUUUUACCUUAAAGCAUUCAUACACUAGUCGCCUUAAAGUCAGCUAACCUCCUCAUUCUCACUCUUCUUUUAUUCUCCUGCCCUCCAGGCUAGAACAGGAGUCUACACUUGAAACAUAUUCAUUUUUUUCACUUCUGUUCUAUUCAAGAAAAUGAGACCAAAAACCUCUAAGUAAACAAGUUUUAUGGUGCAUUGACAAAGCUUGUGAUAGGAUUUUUUUAACCCCACUAUUGAUUGCUAGAACUGAGAAGUUGUUUGCUGUGAUUGUGCUAUCUGAUGUGGUCUAGACCAGACCGUUUUGCAAAUAAAGAAGAAGAAAAAAAAUCUCAGUUGGGAAGUACCCAAACAAAGAGCUCUACUCAUCAAGGCCAAUUCCGUUUUCUUUGAUCAUCAUGCCCUCUUAAUGUCUCAGUUCGGAUAAGCAAAGCUCAGCAGUAGCGCUCUGACUCUCUGUUAUAUUCAGCCUUUCACCUUUCAAGGAAAGUGAGAGGAGCCCGGAGGCCUGAAACAGUGCUCUACAUGUCUAAUACGUUUUUUUUCCCAACUUUUAUUCAUUUGGCAAGUGCAUUUAUCCAAACUGUCUUUCAGAUGAGACAAAAUGUAAUUCAAGCAAAAAACCACCCAGUUACUAGUGCAGAACACUGUUCCACAUAGUAAUAAAUCAAGGCAACUGGACUUAUGGCUAAAGUCAUUUAUUCUUUAGCGAUUGUUCAGUGAAAAAAAAUCCAUUUUUCUUCGGCAUAAUGCAGUCUGCCUGUCUAAAUCAUCACAAGCCCACCACAAAAGGCAUAGGUUGCCUCAGUUAAACCAUUAAUGAUUUUAUAAAGUAGCAGAAUAUAUCUGUAUUAGUGCCUUCAGACUCUGGGCCAUACCUCUGUGAGUCAAGUGACAGCAGACUACAUGCUAAGGAAAAAAGUGAUCCCAGUUUCCAGAUGGGUGCUACUAGGGUUAAUAGCAUUGUGACAAGCUUUUGCCCAAUUCAUAGUUACUAUUGUAAUACAAGAUCACAAAACACAUAAGCAAGUGUGUGUGAAGUUGCUAACUUUAUACUGUAUGAUGUGAGUAUGUGACAUUGGGCCUAAUUUGUCAAGGUGGAGACAAACAAAUAAAUUCAUAAAUUAUUCACAGGCGCAUAUAAAAAAAUGUGGUAUUCAGAAAAAUGUUUGUAUCCUCCAGAGUUUCUAUAAAUUUUCAUGCGUUAAAAACUAAAUGGAACCUCAAUUGAUCGACUUCAUAUUCUAUGACUGGUAUGAGUUGCUGCAAUUUUAUACACUGAUUAUGUUUAAAUAGCUUAUUUAUAAGUAUACUCACAUUUUUAUAAUUAAAGUUUUGUGCAAUUACUUAAAGAAAGCAAUCUGAAACAAAUCCAUAAAUUAAGAAGAAUAAGACUAGCCAUUGAGUUAAGACAUAUGAAAUGGCAGGUGGAAGGGUCUGUUGGACGAUUUAUCACACUCCAUGUUCGGAUGCGCUCUUUCACCAUUUAGUCACCAGUUUGUUGUUUUCAGCUCAGUUGUCAGUUUUGCCCUUUAUGGAGUUUGUGACAUGACUAAAUGUAAAUCAGCUGUGCUGUGAACACACCUGGUAGUUUACUGGUGAUUGCCGUUCAUGAACAUGCACAUGUGAGUAUGAAGAAGAACAAGAAGUUACCGAAGCAUUUAUGAAUCUGGCGGGAUUUUUUUUUUUUUUUUUAGUUUGGCUUACGAAAACAUUUAAACACAACUUUUCUAAAGGAUUUAUAACUGAGACCCUUUGGACACGGACUUGUCUGGGCUGAUCGAAUAGGUUUUGGGGUGAGGGGAAAUUGUAUACAUUGUGGUUUUGCUCAAACAAAUGUUUUAAAACUAUGUCCACUAGCCUUGACAUUUUACUACUAUUCACAAUAAUGUGUAUGACCAAAAACCUCAUCCAAUAUGCGUAUGGACCAAUAUCCAUACGCAGUCAAGUUGACUGAACUUGUAUUGCGAUAUUAAAGCUGAUUCUACACUGACUAGUCUGCUCAGUCUAACCAGCUGUCUAAUCUCUUGCAAACUUUGGGCCCUACUGAAUUUUGUAUUGUGCCAUUCUGGGCUGGUUUUAAUAAUAAGCAAGGUUGAACCAAACAGGAAUAGGAAAAAAGCACCAAAUAAAGUAGCUCUACAUACACUUUAACACAAGUCCAGUUGCCUUGUCUUAAUUCUACUAGACACUGAAAGUGACCCAGAUGACUGGUAGCCUUUAGAGUCCUGUUGCUCAUUGUGGAGGAACCUGUGGCGUCACUCUGACGUAAUUUGUCCUCAAGAGUACCAACACUCCCUCUUUAACUCGGCACAUGUGAACAAUAGAGGGCUUCACACAGGUCAGUGAAAGGUCGCCUCCUCUGUCAGAGCACUAAACCAACCAUGCUUUCUUUUCACCCUUCCCUUCACAACGUUGCCAAAACCCCACACAUCAGCUUUUCCACAGGACGAUGGGAAGCUCUCUUGGCUUUUGCAUAGAGCAAAAGUGAGUGCAGUGCUGCAGGAAUGAGAAAAAACAUCAUUAUUGUUCAGGGGUAUUUUAGGCUUACAUGAAUUAUAUUUCAUAACCCCUGCCAAAAGCAUGUUUGAUAAGUGAGAAGCAUGACCCAAAUUCUCCUGCCUACCCAGUUUUUGCCUAUGCCUUAGAAAACCUUAGACUUUUGUUGUUGUCCUGUUUAUGGUAGAUACAGUAGCAAUAUAUAUGAUUGCAGAUCAUGGUACAGUAAUAUAUUAUAACCCUUUAAUGAUUAUAUGCCUUAUUUACAUGUAAAAGAUGCUUUUGAUUGUUUUGAUUUCUAAUGAUAGUAUCUUCUUUUGAAUGAUAAAAUCUGUAACUUGUUUGUGCCAUCAUGUCACGUCCAGUCUAGCCAGCAAUAGUAAUGUCUCUAGAGUUACUGCCAGUGCUUCUCUUUUUAUCUACGCUGAGCAAACCAUAGACGAAGAAUUACUCCAGUGACUGUUAUUGUGAAUUUGAACAUUCCAUGUUUACAACUGCGGUUUGGGUGAAAACCCUCUAUAAUGCCAUGCAGUUUUUAAUGUGUGUAUGUGAGUGCAUUUAUUUUAACAUAAAAAAAGAACGCCUAAUGUGUAUGCUCAUCAUAUGGCUGGCUGAAAACAAGUGAAGGCCUUAAUCAAGUUUUCUUGCUCUCGCUCGUCGUCCUCUCUUACACAGUCAAGGGUUCCUCUACUGUGAACUAGCAGCCUGCAGUCCUACACACUGUGUAUCACCAAUCCUCAGGACAAAUGGAUUAAAGCCUUUGGCACAUGCCAAUUCAAAAAAAGAAUUGUUUAGCACAAAUGUUGACAUGGCCAACAGUGAAUGGAAUCCAGCAGCUUUCACCAGUUAGCCAUGCUAACUUCUGGGGUUUAAUAGCAUACUAGCAGUGCGAGCAUGAUUAACCAAACCUUACCAAUAAGGAUGCCAAUAAUGAUCACUCGUCAUUCAGUUGAAACUUGUCAAAUUAAUAAAAAACUUUGGAAUCUGGACUGCAGUCACAAACACAUUAAAUUCCAAUGACAGUAUGCCAAGUAUAUAUGAUUGAAUUUGUGUUCUUUAAUCACUAAGCAGCCUUGCACUGUCUAUUGAGUAAUGUUUUAUAGUAUUUCCCUCUACAGAGUAUUGAAUCCUUUUUGUUAAGGUACCCUGUUGGUAAUUACACAGCAUAAUAAUGUGUUCAUCCCUGAAGGUGAUUUUGUAUGGACCCUUGUGAUGACUCACUCAAGCUUUUUGCCUUUCAAAGAAAAAGAUUGUUUGAAUAUGAAGUGCACUCAUUCUCACCAUUUUGUGUGGAUCGUUCUUCUCAAAAGAAACUUUGACCUGUGAAAAACAGCAGAGCUUGAUUGCAAAUUCUGAUGUUACAAUUGUCCUUUUUCCAGUUAAAAUUAAAUAUAAUUUUAUUCGCAA